AAUACGUGUCCAGAUAGAUUUACAACACUCUACAAAAUACAUGUGUGUUGUGCUUUUCAUCACACUUUGUAUACACAUAUCUCACUCAAAGACUCCUAGACAGUGUUAACCAUUGUUUCGCAAUGAGGCGCGCCGGCUUGGGUGAUGGACCUUCUGGAAACUACGUCGCAAGUGGAUACAGCGUGUACGAAGAGGAAAAUGAACAUCUCCAGGAGGGACUGAGAGCUAAAGUCAGCGCUUUGAAAAGUCUGUCAAUCGAUAUCGGAACGGAAGUGAAGUAUCAGAAUAAAAUGCUGGACGAGAUGGAUACCGACUUUGACUCAACGGGCGGCCUGCUCGGCGCCACCAUCGGCCGAGUCAAACAGCUGUCCAGAGGCAGUCAGACCAAACUGCUGUGCUACAUGCUGCUCUUCUGCUUUUUUGUCUUCUUUGUACUCUACUGGUUCAUCAAGUUGAGGUGACAGCUGGAACCUGUUGGACUUUGAACACGCAUCUCAAAAUAUAGACAGACGAUCACCUGAUUACGAGUUGAGUCAUCAGUGCCAUGGUUCAGAAAUGAGCAAUGGAUCCGUGGAUGUUCUUAUCGUUUGUUAAUUAUGCAUAACACAGAGCAACUGCAGUAUGUGUUACACAGAAAUGAAUGGCUAUAUUACAGACUAUAUUGGGGGGGGGGGGGGAGCAGCAAAAAUAUGAAAUGUGUUCUCAAUGUAAAUAAUUGUUCUGAUGAUCUUUUUAACCAUUAAACAUUUAUCAGGUGUUUCCUUCAAUUAAAA
Molecule: messenger RNA, 773 nt
Organism: Syngnathus typhle (broad-nosed pipefish)
Lineage: Eukaryota; Metazoa; Chordata; Actinopteri; Syngnathiformes; Syngnathidae
Gene: bet1
Product: Bet1 golgi vesicular membrane trafficking protein
Exons: 4
Coding region: 123-461 (112 amino acids)
Biological process (GO): vesicle fusion with Golgi apparatus; endoplasmic reticulum to Golgi vesicle-mediated transport
Cellular component (GO): SNARE complex; Golgi trans cisterna
Molecular function (GO): SNAP receptor activity
Source: RefSeq, a predicted model, not a curated record